CGCCUCCCAUAGCCGUAUCUAGAAGUCGAAACAAAACAAGCGGCUGAAGCGGCGGUGGCGGAGCCGGGACGGGGGAGGGGCGCGCCGGAACCGGAACCGACCCGACGCCGGAACCGGAAUCGAGAGCGUGUUGCCAGGGCCCGAAGAGGGCUGGUGGCGGCGGUCUCGCUCGGCUCUUGGUUCUUUGCUGAAGAAUUAGGCCACAAAGAGUUGCCAAGAUAGCUGGGCCCGGAAGAAAACGCCGCAGCCCUGACCCAGACGCCGUUGCCGACUCUGGGGCACUCUGGCUGUCUAGCAAGCGGCUGAAGAUGUCUGCUGGCGCCAGUGCUACAGGCCCAAGGAGGGGGCCUCCGGGAUUGGAGGAGGCAACUAGUAAGAAGAAACAGAAGGAUCGAGCAAACCAGGAAAUGUCCAUGCCUCGAAAGGAGCCCACCAAUGAUGAACUGUUGCUCGAUUGGAGGCAGAGUUCAGAUGAGGUGGUUGUUAAGCUGCGCGUGGGAACAGGUCCCAUAUGUCUGGAGGAAGUAGAUGCUGCUUUCACAGACACGGACUGUGUGGUGAGGCUUCCAGAUGGUCGGCAGUGGGGUGGUGUCUUCUUUGCUGAAAUACAAAGUUCUUGUACCAAAGUGCAGACUCGCAAGGGUGGUCUUCUACAGUUGGCACUACCAAAGAAGGUGCCUCUGCUCACGUGGCCCUCUCUCCUGAAGAAACCUCUAGGGACCCAAGAACUGGUGCCAGGGUUGCGGUGCCAGGAGAAUGGACAAGAACUGUCUCCCAUUGCCCUGGAGCCAGGUUCUGAGCCCCGCAGAGCUAAACAGGAAGCCCGAAACCAGAAGAGGGCCCAGGGCCGUGGUGAGGUAGGCUCAGGGGCUGGCCCUGGGGCACAGGCAGGGCCCAGUGCCAAGAGGGCUGUUCAUCUCUGCAGAGGGCCAGAAGGUGAAGGGUCCAUGGAUGGCCCUGGCCCCCAGGGUGAUGCCCCAUCCUUCCUGUCCGACUCAGCUACGCAGGUUGAGGCUGAGGAGCAGCUCCAUGUUCCACCAGUGAACCCUCAAACAAGUCUCUUGGGCUCAGAGAAGAAUUUAGCCCUUUUGACAGUAGAGAAGACAGUGUCCCCCAGGAGUGACCCAGUCUCCCCAGUCAUGAUCCGGAACAGAGACCCUGAGAAAGACGACCAUGUCAAAGAGGAGAUGGCAGUUGGAGCUGAUCCUGCAGCCUUAGCGGAUGAACCAGAGUCUAUGGUGAACCUGGCAUUUGUCAAGAAUGAUUCGUAUGAGAAGGGGCCGGAUUCAGUGGUGGUGCACGUGUAUGUGAAGGAGAGCCGCAGGGAUACCUCUCGAGUACUUUUCCGAGAGCAGGACUUCACGCUGAUCUUCCAGACCAGGGAUGGAAAUUUUCUGAGGCUGCAUCCGGGCUGUGGGCCCCACACCAUCUUCCGCUGGCAGGUGAAGCUCAGGAACUUGAUUGAGCCAGAGCAAUGUACGUUUUGUUUCACGGCCUCUCGGAUCGAUAUCUGCCUCCGGAAGCGGCAGAGUCAGCGCUGGGGGGGACUGGAGGCCCCUGCUACACGAGGUGCAGUGGGUGGUGCAAAGGUUGCCGUGCCGACAGGUCCAACCCCUUUGGAUUCAACCCCUCCAGGAGGUGGCCCCCACCCCCUGACUGGCCAGGAGGAAGCCAGGGCUGUAGAGAAGGAAAAACCCAAGGCUCGGUCAGAGGACUCGGGGCUGGAUGGUGUGGUGGCUCGCACCCCCUUGGAGCAUGUUGCCCCAAAGCCAGAACCGCACUUGGCCUCGCCCAAACCCACAUGUAUGGUGCCUCCAAUGCCUCAUAGUCCAGUGAGUGGAGAUAGUGUGGAGGAGGAUGAAGAGGAAGAGAAGAAGGUUUGUCUCCCAGGCUUUACUGGCCUCGUCAACUUAGGGAACACCUGCUUCAUGAAUAGUGUCAUUCAGUCUCUGUCCAACACUCGGGAGCUUCGUGACUUCUUCCACGACCGAUCCUUUGAGGCUGAGAUUAACUACAAUAACCCAUUGGGGACUGGUGGGCGUCUGGCCAUUGGCUUCGCUGUGCUGCUCCGGGCCCUGUGGAAGGGCACUCACCAAGCCUUUCAACCCUCCAAGCUAAAGGCCAUUGUAGCAAGCAAGGCCAGCCAGUUUACAGGCUACGCACAGCAUGAUGCCCAAGAGUUCAUGGCUUUCUUGUUGGAUGGGCUGCAUGAAGACCUGAAUCGGAUCCAAAACAAACCCUACACAGAGACUGUGGACUCAGAUGGGCGACCUGACGAGGUGGUGGCUGAAGAAGCAUGGCAGCGGCACAAGAUGAGGAACGACUCAUUCAUUGUGGACCUGUUUCAGGGCCAGUACAAGUCAAAGCUGGUGUGCCCUGUGUGUGCCAAGGUCUCCAUCACUUUUGACCCGUUCCUUUAUCUGCCGGUACCCUUGCCACAAAAGCAAAAGGUUCUCCCCAUAUAUUACUUUGCCAGAGAGCCCCACAGCAAACCCAUCAAGUUCCUGGUGAGCGUCAGCAAGGAGAACUCCAGCGCAAGCGAAGUUUUGGAGUCCCUCUCUCAGAGUGUCCACGUGAAGCCUGAGAGCCUGCGCCUGGCUGAGGUAAUUAAGAAUCGUUUCCACCGUGUUUUCUUGCCCUCCCACUCACUGGAUGCUGUGUCGCCAACGGACGUGCUCCUGUGCUUUGAGCUGUUAUCCCCAGAAUUGGCUAAGGAGAGGGUAGUGGUGCUAGAGGUGCAGCAGCGCCCCCAGGUACCCAGCAUCCCUAUCUCCAAGUGUGCAGCCUGCCAGCGGAAGCAGCAAUCAGAAGAUGAAAAACUGAAGCGUUGUACCCGUUGCUACCGUGUGGGCUACUGCAACCAGUUCUGUCAGAAAACCCAUUGGCCUGACCACAAAGGCCUCUGCCGCCCCGAGAACAUUGGCUACCCCUUCCUGGUCAGUGUACCUGCUUCACGCCUCACUUAUGCCCGUCUUGCUCAGCUACUAGAAGGUUAUGCCCGGUACUCUGUGAGCGUGUUCCAACCACCCUUCCAGCCUGGCCGAAUGGCUUUGGAAUCACAGAGCCCUGGCUGUACCACGUUGCUUUCAACCAGCUCUCUGGAGGCUGGGGACAGUGAAAGAGAACCCAUUCAGCCUUCUGAGCUCCAGUUGGUGACUCCUGUGGCUGAGGGGGAUACCGGGGCUCACCGCAUGUGGCCGCCUGCUGAUUGGGGUCCUGUGCCUAGCACCAGUGGAAUUUCUUCGGAGAUGCUGGCCAGUGGGCCUAUGGAAGGGUGUUCCUUGCUUGCUGGUGAGAGGGUGUCUCGGCCUGAAGCUGCUGUGCCUGGGUACCAGCACUCACGUGAGUCUGUGAACGCCCACACGCCCCAGUUCUUCAUCUAUAAAAUUGAUGCGUCAAACCGUGAGCAGCGGCUGGAGGACAAAGGGGACACUCCACUGGAGCUAGGUGAUGACUGUAGCCUGGCUCUGGUGUGGCGGAACAACGAACGCCUUCAGGAGUUUGUGUUGGUGGCCUCAAGGAGCUGGAGGUGUGAAGACCCAGGCUCCGCUGGAGAGGCUGCCCGUGCUGGCCACUUCACUCUGGACCAGUGCCUCAACCUCUUUACGCGGCCUGAAGUGCUGGCACCUGAGGAGGCCUGGUACUGCCCACAGUGCAAACAGCAUCGCGAGGCCUCCAAGCAGCUGCUGCUGUGGCGCCUACCAAAUGUGCUCAUCGUGCAGCUCAAGCGCUUCUCCUUUCGUAGCUUCAUUUGGCGUGACAAGAUCAAUGACUUGGUGGAGUUUCCAGUUCGGAACCUGGACUUGAGCAAGUUCUGUAUUGGUCAGAAAGAGGAGCAGCUGCCUAGCUAUGACCUGUAUGCCGUCAUCAACCACUACGGAGGCAUGAUUGGCGGCCACUACACUGCCUGUGCACGGCUGCCCAGUGACCGAAGUAGCCAGCGCAGUGACGUGGGUGAGGGCACGCACAGCCAGCAGGAUAGAUGGUGGGUGGUAGUCCAGGCUCUGUUCACACUCUUCCGCCCUGCUCUAGGCUGGCGCUUGUUCGAUGACAGCACGGUGACAACUGUAGACGAGAGCCAGGUGGUGACACGAUAUGCCUAUGUGCUCUUCUACCGUCGGCGGAACUCUCCUGUGGAGAGGCCCCCCAGGGCAGCUCACACUGAACACCACCCAGACCUAGGCCCUGCAGCCGAGGCUGCUGCCAGCCAGGCUUCCCGGAUUUGGCAGGAGCUCGAGGCCGAGGAGGAGAUGGUGCCCGAGGGGCCUGGGCCUCUGGGUCCUUGGGGGCCCCAAGACUGGGUGGGGCCCCCGCCACGUGGCCCUACCACAUCAGACGAGGGCUGCCUCCGAUACUUUGUCCUGGGUACCGUGGCGGCUUUGGUGGCCCUUGUGCUCAACGUAUUCUAUCCUCUGGUAUCUCAGAGUCGCUGGAGAUGAGCUCCCCUGCAGGCGCCUGCUGUGAGCUGGCCUACCUGUGCUCACCAGGACAGGCCUGCCUUUGUGGUGGGAGACAGCUCUGGGCUCUGAGCCUCAGUGUAUGUAUCUGGUGGGAGACUUGUUGGGACUACAGCCUCUGUGGGGGCAGAGUAUCCUAGGGUGUGUGUCCAUCCAGUUGUCUGUCCUCCUGUUUCUCUGACCCUUGUCCUAGGGCUUGGCCCUGCUUGGAACUAUUUCCUGUAUUUAAAGUGUUAAUAAAGUGAGUAUUCAGGCCCAA
Messenger RNA from Rattus rattus (black rat), 4716 nucleotides. It is a transcript of the gene Usp19, whose product is annotated as ubiquitin specific peptidase 19. NCBI's taxonomy places the organism in Eukaryota, Metazoa, Chordata, Mammalia, Rodentia, Muridae. Gene Ontology annotation, biological process: protein deubiquitination. The record is from RefSeq and is a predicted model, not a curated record. Gene Ontology annotation, molecular function: cysteine-type deubiquitinase activity.